UUAUUAACAUUAAUAUUAUUAUGUAUUCUGUGUAUCUCCUUUUGGUGAUAUCACACUAAAACAAUUGAGACGUGGAUUAAUUUACUUGGGUUUGGUUUCUGAAGAAUGUACUUACUUGAUAGUAAUUACCCAGAAAGGAUGGAGCGGGGUACGUCACAAAGGAAAACAGUUUAUCGGAUCUCUUUGACUUUAGUGAAAAAAGAGAAUCUGCACGAUGGAGGAGGGUCAGCACACCGGCAACUGGAGAACCCUAAAGUGAACGCUUACCGGCGGGAGGGAUCCUGUGAGAUUCAUCGGAGCUCCCAGCUAGAAGAACUAACAGAAGUUGAGGAUGAGACGGAUGAAUUUUCUGGCCACUCAUACAUGAGAAACUUUAGGACCUUUAGUACUGGACAUCUGGAGUUGGGCAGGUUAAAAAUCUCUAGGAGGGCACAGAAUUUACACAAAGACAGGGAAUUAAAUGAAACCUGCAUCUUGCCAGAGCACGGUCAGAGCAAGGCAACUGAGAAUUGGGCAUCAAUGCACACAAAGAAUACGCCGCCAAAGGAUAUGACUGAAACUGAUAGGCUAAAGAAUAGAGAAAUCUGCAGUACAACUGCACCUAAUAGACAAAACACAGGCAUUAGAAAGAAGAUCUUUAAGACCUCCAGGAGCACAGAAGAACCGGUAAGUACGUGGUCGUACGAGACACAGGCCUCCGAGGAGGCAAAGAACUCUCAGAAGAUAGGCGGGAUGGCCAAAGAGAGCUGCAUCUCUUCUUUGCUGGCUAAAGGGAAUGGGAAGUCACCCAAGCCAGCAUCUCAAACCCCCCCAGUGAAGAGGCACCCAAGCCUGCUGCAUCGAAGUUUCAGCUUUCGCCACUGGACGGGUGGAGAGUUGAUUCGCAUACGGGCGCUUUCCAAAGAGAAGCACCACAGCAGCUCGGGUUGCAUCGGCCGUGACGGGGGGGAGAGCCAGGCCCAGCCCGCUGUGGUUCUGCAAAACCCAGCCUUCGAUGAGUCGGAGUACACUGAGAAGCGAAACACCUUGGAUGUUGGCGAGGUCCUGAGCAAAACGGACUCCAUGAUGGAGCUAAGCCGAAGGGACAGGGCAAAGGGCAAGAACCGCACAUUGGACAACAGUGACCUGCUCAGGCUUUCAGAGAAAUCUUUGGUGGAAAAGGAGGGUUUCAUCAGAGGGACAGGCUCCCGUUCUAGUGGACAGGAGCGUAAACUCAUUCGGUUCUUCAGCGGUAUCUUCUCAAAGAGAGAUGGGACGUCCACGCCAUUGGGCAGCCCCAGCAAUCGGGCACUCCAAAAGAAGGUCCUGCUGGGAUCUCAGCGGCGAUCCGAAGUGGGCUACACACAGUCCAGCACAGAGAGUGUCAAUGGAAGCCCACCGGAUGAUGCCUUUGUCAACAGUCAGGAGUGGACGCUCAGUCGCUCAGUUCCAGAACUCAAAGUGGGCAUUGUGGGUAAUUUAGCCAGUGGGAAGUCUGCGCUGGUGCACAGGUAUCUGACGGGGACAUACGUGCAGGAAGAAAGCCCUGAAGCUGACGUGGAUGCAGGAGGACGUUUUAAAAAGGAGAUUGUAGUGGAUGGACAGAGUUACCUUCUCCUGGUUAGGGAUGAAGGGGGACCUCCGGAGGCUCAGUUUGCAUUGUGGGUGGAUGCGGUGAUCUUUGUGUUCAGUCUUGAGGAUGAGAUCAGUUUUCAGACGGUCUAUCACUACUAUAGUCGUAUGGCCAACUACCGCAACACAGCAGAAGUGCCCCUGGUGCUUGUGGGAACUCAGGAUGCUAUCAGUGCAGCUAACCCUCGUGUCAUCGAUGACACACGCGCUCGCAAACUUUCUAAUGACCUGAAGAGGUGCACCUAUUACGAGACAUGCGCCACCUACGGCCUCAACGUGGAACGGGUCUUCCAGGAUGUGGCUCAGAAAAUAGUUGCGACCCGGAAGAAACAGCAACUGUCAAUUGGACCCUGUAAGUCGCUGCCCAACUCUCCAAGCCACUCCUCAGUCUGCACAGCACCUGUGUCCGCAGUGCACAUCAACCAGACCAGUAAUGGCGGAGGCAGUUUGAGUGAUUACUCCUCUUCCGUGCCCUCCACUCCAAGUACCAGUCAGAAGGAAUUGCGGAUUGAUGUGCCCCAAACUGCCAAUACCCCAACGCCCGUCCGCAAGCAGUCCAAACGACGCUCCAACCUCUUUACGUCUCGGAAGGGGAGCGAACCAGACAGGGAGAAGAAAGGGAUGGAUGGUCGUGCAGACAGCAUUGGAAGUGGCCGCGCUAUCCCAAUUAAACAGGGCAUGUUACUGAAAAGAAGUGGCAAAUCGCUCAACAAAGAGUGGAAGAAAAAAUAUGUCACGCUUUGUGACAAUGGAGUCCUCACCUAUCAUCCCAGUCUGCAUGAUUACAUGCAGAAUGUUCAUGGGAAGGAGAUCGACCUGCUUCGGACUACAGUGAAGGUUCCAGGGAAGAGGCCCCCAAAGGCCAUCUCCACAUGUGCAGCCCCCAGCCCCAAAACCAAUGGGCUGGCCAAGGACAUGAGCAAUCUGCAGCUUGGACAGACACCUGGCUCUGUAAGCAGUAGUUCUUCUGCAUCUCAGAUGGCAAGUGGCAUCAGUCUGGUGUCGUUUAACAGUCGGCCGGACGGGAUGCAUCAGCGCUCAUACUCUGUGUCCAGCGCUGACCAGUGGAGUGAUGCCACAGUCAUCGCCAACUCAGGAAUCAGCACAGAUACUGGCCUGGGAGAUUCCAUGUGCUCCAGUCCUAGUAUAUCCAGCACCACCAGUCCAAAGAUGGAUCCUCCCCCAUCGCCUCAUGCGAAUCGCAAAAAACAUAGGAGGAAGAAGAGUACUAGCAACUUCAAGGUUGACGGCUUCUCUGGCACCGCAGAAGAACAAGAGGACAACUUUGAAUUCAUCAUCGUGUCUUUGACGGGACAGACAUGGAACUUUGAGGCAACGUCCUAUGAGGAGCGGGACGCGUGGGUGCAGGCCAUUGAAAGCCAGAUUCUGGCAAGCCUGCAAUCCUGCGAGAGCAGCAAACAGAAGUCUCGUCUGAGCAGCCAAUCAGAAGCCAUUGCACUGCAGUCGGUCAGGAACAUGAGAGGAAAUACACGUUGUGUGGACUGUGAAGCCCAGAAUCCUGAUUGGGCUAGUCUGAAUCUGGGCGCUCUGAUCUGUAUUGAAUGUUCAGGUAUUCAUCGUAACCUGGGUACUCACCUGUCCCGUGUCCGCUCCUUGGACCUGGACGAGUGGCCUCUUGAGCUCAUCAAGGUCAUGUCGGGCAUUGGCAACGAACUCGCCAAUAGCGUGUGGGAAGCCAAUGCUCAAGGACGCCUAAAGCCUGCCCCCGAUGCUAGCAGAGAGGAACGUGAGCGCUGGAUCAGGGCCAAAUAUGAGCAGAAGCUGUUUUUGGCAUCGCUAAACUGCACAGAGCUGACUCUGGGACAGCAGUUAUUGCAUGCCACAGCAGAGGAAGACCUGCGCUUUGUGGUUAUUCUGCUGGCCCAUGGCUCCAGAGAUGAGGUUAACGAAACCUGUGGGGACGGGGAUGGCCGGACAGCCCUGCAUCUGGCAUGCCACAAAGGAAACGUGGUGAUCACACAACUACUCAUAUGGUACGGAGUGGACAUCAUGUCACGGGACGCCCACGGCAAUACGCCGUUGGCAUACGCAAGGCAGGCUAACAGUCAGGAGUGUAUGGACAUCCUUCUUCAGUACGGUUGUCCCGACGAGCGUUACCCGCUCAUGGCCACGCCCAACUUGUCACGCAGGAACAAUAACCGCAAUAACAGUUGCAGCAGCAUGAACAGUGCAGUUAUAUGAGGAAUAAAACUGACAGGAAUACACUCACAUUUGUAUUCCUACAAUACAUUUUAUACAUGCACUCCCUCUCCCUCGCUACACACACUCUCAUGUACACCCUCCACCACUAUUUCAGAAUCAUGAGUGCAGCAUAUACCAGACUCAAGGGAAUGACUUAAACACUGAUGAUGAUAAUGCAUGAGCGUUUGCACUCACAACCCCACUUGGCACCCUGACUAUUCAAGCCCUUUGUUUGAAAAACUUGUCAUGGAAAGGGCCUUGGUGACCUCUUCUUGUUAACUUUUGUUGGGAGAGUCCUCCAUCUCGAAUGUCUUGCUGCAUUAUGGAACAAAAUAUAUUUAAACAGCCCUACUUUCAUUUUUAAAGGUACAAGAUUUGGGAGAUUAGGGUAAGGGUUAGUGAACUGUUGGGCAGUUGGCGCAUCUGUCAUCAGCAUCCUGCUCCCUGCUUCUUUUAUGUGAAGUCCAACAUAUGGCAUAGCAAGACAGUAAAUGAUGAGGCAGUAUGGGAUACUUACUCUUACGCCGGAUCUCCAAAUGUGAUCCACAAUUCCCAGAGAACUUCAUUUUGGUCACAAUCUCUUCUCUCUUUCUCACUGUUUCAGUCAAUCUAUAUUCAUUCGAUUUCAGCCAUUUACAUCAUUAUGUCCACUUUUUAAUAAAUGUGAAAGGAAGUUUUGAUGUAAUAGCAUUUUUGGAAAAUACCCCAAUAUUGAAUCAUAGUUUGAAUCUGACUUGAUCUUUUAAGCGUUUUUGUUUUAACAGGUCAUAAAUUGUUGCAGAGUAGUUUUUAUCUUGUUGCUUAUUGUUGGACCAACAGAAGAAAAUUAGGCAUUUGUUUAUUGCCUUUUUUCUUUCUUUUUUUCUCCAAAGUAAAGGGAAUUGCUUAUAUUUUGCAGAUGUACGUUUUAAUUAAAACACGUCAAAAUAGCCUUACAUGUUGAUACCCAUUCAUUGUGAUUCUUAAUGCUGAAAGACAGGCUUCUUCUGAAAUUCUUUACCUGAAAUCAGGUGACAGUGAAGUAUGCAGGCGCAUAUUUGUGUGUUACAGAUUCAGAUUAACUACAGUACACUGACUGGCACAUAACUGUUUCCAGAUGGAAGAUUGCUGGCUGAAGCUAAGUCUGAUCUCAUGUGUUUAACAUCACCAUACAUUUUGUUUCCUCAUUUUAUGAUAGAAAUACCAACACAGGUUGGGUCUCGCAACAUCGCACAGAAUAACAGGAAAAUACUCUAGACCACAAAAUUUGGUCAUGCAAGAGACUGAAAUGUGCUUUCAGUAUGUAAUGUGCCCUUUCUAGCCAUCUUUGUGUCACUGUUCACACACUUAGCAAUUUAUAACUCACAAAUAUUGCAAUUAAAAAUAGUCACAAUUGUGAGAAAUAAAAUCAUGUAGACUUCAUUGUCUCACAAUUUUUACUUUAUUUCUCACAAUUGCAGCUUUAUAUCUCACAAUUUCUAAUUGAUAUCUUGCAGUUUUGACUGUA
This is a messenger RNA of Xyrauchen texanus (razorback sucker), 5299 nucleotides long. Its product is annotated as arf-GAP with GTPase, ANK repeat and PH domain-containing protein 1. Bases 106 to 3813 code for a protein of 1235 amino acids. Gene Ontology annotation, cellular component: nucleus. NCBI's taxonomy places the organism in Eukaryota, Metazoa, Chordata, Actinopteri, Cypriniformes, Catostomidae. Gene Ontology annotation, molecular function: GTP binding; GTPase activator activity; protein binding. The record is from RefSeq and is a predicted model, not a curated record. The transcript is spliced from 19 exons.